Manis pentadactyla (Chinese pangolin) is the source of this 361-nucleotide messenger RNA. Its product is annotated as cytochrome b-c1 complex subunit 8. Gene Ontology annotation, biological process: mitochondrial electron transport, ubiquinol to cytochrome c. The record is from RefSeq and is a predicted model, not a curated record. The coding region runs from base 7 to 255 and encodes 82 amino acids. The transcript is spliced from 2 exons. Lineage: Eukaryota; Metazoa; Chordata; Mammalia; Pholidota; Manidae.
GCGACUAUGGGCCUCGAGUUUGGACAUCUGACACGGAUGCGGCAUGUGAUCACCUACAGCUUGUCGCCGUUCGAGCAGCGCGCCUUCCCGCACUACUUCACCAGGGGCAUCCCCAACAUGCUGCGCCGCACUCGGGCAUGCAUCCUUCGGGUCGCACCCCCAUUUGUGGCAUUUUAUCUCCUCUACACAUGGGGAACCGAGGAGUUUGAGAAAUCCAAGAGGAAGAACCCAGCUGCAUAUGAAAAUGACAAAUGAGCAACUCACCUGGAUAAUGGUUCCCUGUCUCUGCAAGACCCUUCUUUGGGAAAGGAGUCUACAUGAUAGUGCAUUGAAAACACAAUAAACUGUGGGCUGCACUGUU